This is a messenger RNA of Mizuhopecten yessoensis (Yesso scallop), 1809 nucleotides long. Its product is annotated as orexin receptor type 2-like. The coding region runs from base 200 to 1522 and encodes 440 amino acids. The record is from RefSeq and is a predicted model, not a curated record. NCBI's taxonomy places the organism in Eukaryota, Metazoa, Mollusca, Bivalvia, Pectinida, Pectinidae. Gene Ontology annotation, molecular function: G protein-coupled receptor activity; peptide binding. The transcript is spliced from 2 exons. Gene Ontology annotation, biological process: G protein-coupled receptor signaling pathway. Gene Ontology annotation, cellular component: membrane.
AGUUUUCACAUGACUUUUACAUCCUUUUGGCAGCUAUUGUUCAUAAUGACAUCAUUAUAUGUGAAGUGGAUAAGCAUAUAUAUACGAGGGGGAGUCGUACGGAGUACUUUAUAACAUGUAUGUUAGAGGUACGAGUGACAACCAGCCUACUUCAGCGAGUUAACGAGCGAUAUCAGCUAAAGUAAGUAACUGCUUAACAAUGGAUGUUUCAACACAGGAUGUGGUGUCGACAUCAUUUGAGAAGUUCGUGGACCAAACUAUGACGUCAAUGAUCGGUCUGACCAAUCAAACCACUCUUUCCUCCUACAUUAUUGAGAAUUCAUCUGAAAUUAACCUAUUCCUUUUGAAUUCACAAAUGGCACGGAAAUUGCUGCCUGUCACCAUCUUUGUUUACAUUUUAAUGUUUUUUGGCCUUAUUGGAAAUUCUGUCGUAGUGUAUGUGUAUCUAUUUCGAUGGAAAUCAACGACAAUUAAGUAUUUCAUUGGUUACCUAGCAACACUUGACCUCGUCACUUCCGGUUUGUGCAUGCCGCUGGAGAUUGUUUUGUACACCAAUCCAGUCACGGCAAACAGUAGCGCCCUCUGUCGCGUUCUACGUUUCUCACGUGCCGUGACGUCCAUCGCUGAAGCUUUUUUGCUUGUUGUGAUAGCAGUUGAUAGGUAUUUACGUGUGUGUAAGUACACACAGACACAGAUUUCCGUCAAAAAGGCAAAACAACUAUGUAUUUUGUCUUUCACUUUUUCUCUGUGUCUUUCCUGGCCGUCACUGUUUGUAUUUGGAAGCUAUGACCGUGGAACUUAUCCGGUUCUUCAAACGUCUUGUUCGACAGUUCAGCACCUACGGGGAACAGUAUAUCCGCUACUAUACUAUGCUAUGUUAUUUCUUGUGUUUAUCAUAGUGUCCGUGUGUUUGUUCGUGUUUUAUAUUCUAGUCGGCAUCAAACUCUGCCGUCUUUCAUCAAAACAGAAAUUGUCCAUCUCUAAAGGAACGUCCGAGAAAUUUAAACCAACCAAGUCCGGUUAUUUCCCCCCCGACAUGCUGAAAGAUGAUUCUCGCUCAGGCACUCUGAAGAAAAAUGAAGGUCGAAGAACAAUAGAUCGGAACAACCGAAAUGCAGCAAAAAGAAAAUCAUCAUUUGUGGAUUUAUCCCAAGUUUCCAUUAAUUUGAAGUCUGUGCGAAGAAGAUCAACGCGAAUGAUGAGAAAACAGAAAACCUCAUUAACUUUAUUUUUGAUUACAGCUCUCGAAUUUAUAAGUUUUCUACCCUAUAUUGUUAUAAUGAUUUAUAAGGCCGUUGAACCACAUUUUCUAGAAACUUUAUCAGAAUCUCAACAAAUCUUGUACAACAUUGGUUUGUUGUCCUAUUUUCUCGCAACUGCAUUUAAUCCAUUUAUUUACGGAUUUUUCAGCAGAAAUUUCAGACGAAAAUGUGUGGAAAUCUUGAGAUCCGUCAAAAAUGGCAGGAACGAUAACAACACUUAUAGUUCCGGUACUGACAAGAAGGUAUCUACGUCUAAAUAAGGGCAGCUGACCGCUGACCAAUGGUCAGUUUAUGCACCGUUUUACUGGUAUCAACAUUGGUAUACAAUUAUCAUAAGGAUAAUGAUGUGAUAAAAUAUUUCUGUAAUUAAUUGUGAAAAUUACCUGUUUAUUCUUGCCUUUUACCAAGGCGGUCGGGGUUCGAUUCCCCGAUCGGACGUGAAAAGUUAAUGGGUCACAUACCCGACCACGGGGGUUUUCUCCGGGUUCUCCGGUUUUCUCCCACAAUAAGACCUCCUACGCGCUAACAUCCGGGCCAACAAGAGUGA